Molecule: messenger RNA, 1548 nt
Organism: Trypanosoma brucei brucei TREU927
Lineage: Eukaryota; Euglenozoa; Kinetoplastea; Trypanosomatida; Trypanosomatidae
Exons: 1
Coding region: 1-1548 (515 amino acids)
Cellular component (GO): membrane
Source: RefSeq, a predicted model, not a curated record
AUGACCGGUGGGGAGUUGGAUGUGGUUAACCGCAUUCACAGGGAGCAACGCAACCGAAACGCAUUUUGCAUGUGGUGGAUUGGCAUGAUUAACAACUUCCACUACUGCUUGGUGCUAAGUGGUUCCCUGAGUCUUGCUGAGGGAUAUGGAAUGAGACAAUACGUUGCACUGAUUACGUGGGCGAAUGUGUUCUUCGGAAUUGUGGCCCGUAUUAUUAAUGCAUUGGUUCUCUCACUACUGUCGUUCAACAUCCGCGUGACAGUAACGUAUUUUAUGGGGCUGUUGGCAAUUUUCUUGGUGAGCUUCGCUUAUGACAUCGGUGGACACAACAACGUUGCUGCUUUUGUUGUACUACUCAUCGGUGUCGUCUUCAUCGGUACUGCGAGUAGCUACGGCGAGUCCGUGUUUCUUGGAUAUAUGGAGCGGUUACCGUCCAAGCAGGUCGGUGCGUGGUCCUCCGGGACGGGCCUGUCGGGCGUUGCUGCCUCUCUUAUUUAUCUCGGACUGGCACACGCUGGUUUUUCAAACUCCUCUAUCUUCCUCAUGAGCACACCGUUUCUUGCGAUGUACUGGGCAUUUUACUUUUUCGGCCUUAAACUGCCCGUUGAAACGCGGGAGGGUGGGUACAAAGCAAUGGUGAACUGGAAGGGCACGCCGUGGAGGUCCAUCACUCCGGUGCCUCAUAAUAAGAUGCCCGAAUGUUUGAAGGAUAUGCGACAGGAACAAUGUUUGGCAACUGAGGGGUACGAAGAUGGCAUGUACUCUGAGCAAGACGGAGACGACUCGCACCGGUCGCAAACCUUCAACGAGUAUACUUGGCCUAUUUUGAAGUCGAUGCACAAGUUUACAUUGUGGAACAACUUCAACCUUGCCAGUGUGUACAUUGCGGAGUACGCUGUUCAGUUCAUGGCACCUUUCUGUUUCCCUUGCAAGCAACUGAAGGAGAGCAAGAGCUUCUGGAUAAAGAAUGCGUUCGUAUUGACACAGUUCUGCUAUCAGUUUGGCGUUUUGAUUUCUCGCAGCAGUCUUGUGUGCGUUCGCAUUCGGCAGGUGUGGAUUUUGACUGUUAUUCAAGUGAUUAACGCUGUCGCAUGGUUUGUGGAAGCAAAGGUACACUUCCUGGAGGACCCCGACGAUGAGAAGCGGCAGCUUACAUUCACUUUCAUUUUGUUUGCGUGGAUGGUUUUUGUGGGGCUUUUGGGUGGGGCCUCUUAUGUGAAUGUCUUCUACAACAUACUUGAGGAGACGAAGGAGGCUCAGAAUGCUGAGAUUGCUGAAUUCGUUGCUUGGCGCGGGAGGAAGAGGGCACCUGGGCUAUCAAGUGAGCGCGUUUUUAACGAUACAGAGUUUGGGGAGCCUUUGGGUUCAGAAGAGGAGGAAGCCACCAUUAUACGAGACUGUGUUGCUCACAUUACCGCCGAGUGGAAGACAAAGCGUGACAUGGCCAUGAACAUCGGUGCCCUUUACGUUACUGUUGGCAUCACGCUUGGAUCCCUCCUUGAUCUCUUUUUUACGGUGGUCGUACUGCGCGGUGGUGGUUGCAGUUAG